This is a messenger RNA of Python bivittatus (Burmese python), 2168 nucleotides long. NCBI's taxonomy places the organism in Eukaryota, Metazoa, Chordata, Lepidosauria, Squamata, Pythonidae. The record is from RefSeq and is a predicted model, not a curated record.
GCCCAGGCUGCUUUAAUGGUUAGCCUUGAGGUGCUGCGCUCAUCCUACCAAGAGAUUUUUGAAGCACGGGCAAGCAUCGCGCGCAAACAUUUGUCCCAUCAAAUGUUCCUCAAUCACUCAGAAGCAUCGGUGGAGACCUGCUGCUCCCGUGGCUAUGAGUGGGCGAGUCAAAAGAAAGACUGUAGGUCUCUCCCUUCAGAUCUGGAUUCCAAGGAAUGCAGGAUAGCCCAGGAGCAGUGCUGCCUGAGUCAGCUGGAGGAGCUACACUGCACCACUGGAAUGGCCAUUGCUAAUAAGCAAGAAGACUGUGACUUGCCCAGAGAGAAUUCCACCUGUGAAGACAAGAUCAUUAAGAAAUGUUGUCACUGCUGCUUUUUGGGGAAGGAGGCCCAGAAACAAGGCAACAGCUGUGAACAGAGCCUCUUCAUGGGUUAUCAGUGCGGAUUGGUGUUCAGAGCUUGCUGUGUCGAAGGGCAAGAAAACGCAGAUGCUGUGAUCGUUGACGGUCCUAACAAAGACCUGGCUAACCUUGAGGAUCAUUAUCUGAAUGAUCGGUGCAGAGGUGGAGGUCCUUGUACCCAGCAGUGUAGGGACACAGGAUCCAGCGUCCUUUGCUCUUGUUUCAUGGGCUACCAGCUUCAGCCGGAUGGCUUCACUUGUGAAGAUAUUAAUGAGUGCAUCACCUCAGUCAGUGCCUGCAGCAUCGGGCAGGUCUGUGUCAAUACUGUGGGCUCUUUCCGUUGCCAGCGGGAGACGAGUUGUGGGACCGGUUAUGAGUUGACGGAGCACAAUCUCUGCAAAGAUAUUGACGAGUGUGAGACUGGUACUCAUAACUGCCUCCCCGAUUUUAUCUGUCAGAAUACGCCUGGAUCAUUCCGUUGCCGGCCCAAACAACAGUGUAAGAUCGGCUUUAUACAAGAUGCUCUCGGCAGCUGUAUUGAUAUUAAUGAAUGUGUGACUCUUGCUGCUCCUUGUCCUGCUGGGCAGUCCUGCAUCAACACAGAUGGCUCGUUUGCUUGCCAGAGGAACAUCCCGAACUGUGGAAGAGGCUACCACCUGAACGAAGAGAGGACCAGAUGUGUUGACGUAGACGAGUGUUCAGCAAUCCCUCAGCCUUGCGGGGAGGGUCACCUCUGCAUCAACUCCCCUGGGAGCUACCGUUGUCAAUGCCAGGCGGGCUACUAUUUUGAUGGCAUCAGCAGAACUUGCACAGAUAUUAAUGAAUGCCGCCGAUACCCUGGUCGCCUCUGUGCACACAAGUGUGAAAAUACCGCUGGGUCGUAUUAUUGUAGCUGUGCAGUGGGAUUCAGACUUUCAUCUGAUGGGCGGUCUUGUGACGACAUCAACGAGUGCGAAAGCAGUCCCUGCAGCCAGGAGUGUGCCAACGUCUAUGGGUCCUACCAGUGCUACUGCCGUCGCGGCUACCAGCUCAGUGACAUAGACGGGGUCACCUGUGAAGACAUUGACGAAUGUGCUUUGCCCACUGGGGGACACAUCUGUGCUUAUCGGUGCAUUAAUGUGCCAGGCAGUUUCCAGUGUACCUGCCCCUCUUCCGGUUACAAGCUGGCCCCCAACGCACGGAACUGUCAGGAUAUUGAUGAAUGUCUUACUGAAGCUCAUACCUGUUCACACAACCAGACCUGCUUUAAUAUUCAGGGAGGGUUCCGCUGCCUUUCUCUGGAAUGCCCGGAGAAUUAUCGCAAAUCUGGAGACACCCGCUGCGAGCGCCUGCCCUGCCAUGAGAGUAAGGAAUGCCAGCUGCUGCCCGCGCGAAUCACUUCCUACCACCUCUCUUUCCCCACCAACCUCCAGGCCCCCCUUGACAUUUUCCGCAUGGGCCCGUCCAAUGCCGUUGCCGGGGACCACCUUCACUUCGCCAUCCUGAGCGGGAACGAGGAGGGCUUUUUCGCGGUGAGGAAGGUGGACGGCCACCGGGGCGUCGUGUCUUUGCGGCGGCCCAUCCCAGAGCCCCGAGACCUCCUCGUGAGCAUCCAGAUGCAGCUGUCCCGCCACGGAAGGGUCAGCACCUCCCUGGCCAAGCUCUGGGUCUUUGUCACCGCGCAACUCUGACCCCUGCAUGCUGCCCUCGGGCGCCCCAGAGCUCGCCGGGCCUCGGCUGUGCCUUCUGCUUUGGCGUUUUCCCAAUAAAGUUUGGCUGGUGCACCGUU